AUGGAGAAGUACAAAGAAACUGAAUUAGGUUUACAUGUGAGCAAUCCUGUGGAGACAUUAAUCAACAUAAUACCAGAAAAAUCUCUUUUCCAGCCAAUUUGGAAUUACCUGCGGGAAAACCAUCAGGACACAUUGAGAUCACCGCUCCUACCUGUCAUAAUCUCUGUUUCCACAUACUUCAUCCUGUGCCUUUUCUACACAACUCUGGAUUGUCUUUGCUCUGUGGUGCCCUCGAUCAACCGGUACAGGAUACACGCCAGCCAACCUGUGAAGCUGCAGAAUGUCCUGAAGGCUUUGGGGCUCACUUUCUACAACCACGUGGUCUUCGUGUUCCCUGCAUCGGUUGCACAGUGGUACUGGAGACCAGAGCUUCCCCUGGAGGAAGUGGCACCCACUGUGCCAGAGUUCACCCUCGGCGUUCUGGGAUGCAUCAUCCUCUUCGACUUCCAGUACUACCUGUGGCACCUGGUCCAUCACAGGUCACAGUGGCUCUACGUGAACUUCCACGCCAUCCACCACGAGUACUCCAGACCCUUCUGCUGGGUCACUCAGUACAUGUCGGCCUGGGAGCUGACCAGCGUGGGAUUCUGGACCACUGUGGACCCCGUCCUGCUCCGCUGCCACACCAUUACCGGCUACGCCUUCAUGGUCUUCAACAUCUGGGUCUCCGUGGACGACCACAGCGGAUACGACUUCCCCUGGUCCAUCCACAACCUGGUCCCCUUUGGACUGUGGGGGGGUUCGGUGAAGCACGACACCCACCAUCGGAGACCGACCACCAACUUCGAGCCAUUUUUCUCCCACUGGGACUGGCUCUGCGGCACAAAUUCAGAGUAUCACCACUCACCAGCUAUGGCAGCAGAGAAGAAGAAGACGCCCUCAACAGACACAACAAAGCCUAUAGUGAAAAAUGGACUUGACUGA
Molecule: messenger RNA, 924 nt
Organism: Megalops cyprinoides (Indo-Pacific tarpon)
Lineage: Eukaryota; Metazoa; Chordata; Actinopteri; Elopiformes; Megalopidae
Product: cholesterol 25-hydroxylase-like protein 2
Exons: 1
Coding region: 1-924 (307 amino acids)
Biological process (GO): cholesterol metabolic process; sterol biosynthetic process
Molecular function (GO): C-4 methylsterol oxidase activity; steroid hydroxylase activity; iron ion binding
Source: RefSeq, a predicted model, not a curated record